CAUCAAACUAUACUAACCAUGGAAGAUAUCUUCUUCUACACAUCUCUCUCAAUCAUCGAUCGUGUGCCUCCUCAUCACUCUAAAGCUGUUUGGACGGCGUCGUUACCCCAAUCUCCCUCCAAGCCCUUCCUUUUCUCUUCCUAUUCUCGGCCACCUCCACCUUCUCAAACCCCCAGUCUACCACACCUUCCACCGCCUCGCUCAGAAACACGGCCCCAUCUUCUCCCUCUGGUUCGGCUCCCGCCGCGUGGUCAUUAUCUCCUCCUCCUCGGCCGUGCAAGAAUGUUUCACCAAAAACGACAUCGUGUUGGCGAACCGUCCUCCUUCACUCUUGGGCAAGCACUUAGCGUACAACAACACCACCAUGUCCUCCUCACCCUACGGCGACCACUGGCGCAACGUUCGCCGUAUCGGCACCGUCGAGGUCUUGUCCACUGGCCGGCUUAACUCGUUCUCUGAUGUCCGAAAAGACGAAGUCAAGCAUUUGCUGCGCAAGCUCUCUCAAAACGCAGGGGAAGAAGGUGGUUUUGUGAAGGUGGAGCUGAGGUCUAUGUUCUAUGAGCUGACCUUCAACAACAUAAUGACAAUGGUAGCAGGAAAGAGGUUCGCCGGGGACCAUGUUUUGAACAAAGAAAAGGGGAAGGAGUUCAUUGAGAUCAUGAACGAGACUCUCUCGUUAGGUGGGGGAACCAAUCCCGGAGAAUUCAUGCCCUUUCUCAAUUGGUUUGGCGGUAGUGGUUUUGAAGAGAAGGUGAAGAAGUUGGCCAAAAGAGCAGAUGCGUUCUUUCAACAUCUGAUUGAUGAACACAGGAACAAAAGUGCUUCGGAGAGUAAAAUUACCAUGAUCGACCAUUUGCUUUCCCAGCAGGAGUCACAGCCUCAGUACUACACCGAUGACAUUAUCAAAGGACUAAUACAGGUUUAUUAUUGGCGGGCACAGAUACAUCUGCAGUAACAUUAGAAUGGGCCAUGUCCAAUUUCACUACUAGAAAAAUGGCCACUAGCCACCCCCCUUUUAGAUACUUUUUAUUAACCGUGUCAUUUGGCAUAGCAAAUGGCACCCUUUUUUAUUUUCAGUUUUCUUUGCUCUAGAGGUACUGAUGACUGUGGCAAAAUAGAGGGUAAAAUAGACAAAAUAUUUUGCUACCACAGACAUCGGUAUCCAUUAAUAAAUUAUCAAUUUAAAUUGAUGCAGUAAAAUUAAAUAUUAAAAUUAA
Rosa chinensis is the source of this 1217-nucleotide messenger RNA. Its product is annotated as cytochrome P450 81E8. The transcript has 2 exons. The coding region runs from base 365 to 955 and encodes 196 amino acids. The record is from RefSeq and is a predicted model, not a curated record. Lineage: Eukaryota; Viridiplantae; Streptophyta; Magnoliopsida; Rosales; Rosaceae. Gene Ontology annotation, molecular function: oxidoreductase activity, acting on paired donors, with incorporation or reduction of molecular oxygen; monooxygenase activity; heme binding.